This is a messenger RNA of Bombus pyrosoma, 1757 nucleotides long. RefSeq names its product polyubiquitin-like. Gene Ontology annotation, molecular function: protein tag activity; ubiquitin protein ligase binding. Gene Ontology annotation, cellular component: cytoplasm; nucleus. Gene Ontology annotation, biological process: protein ubiquitination; modification-dependent protein catabolic process. The record is from RefSeq and is a predicted model, not a curated record. NCBI's taxonomy places the organism in Eukaryota, Metazoa, Arthropoda, Insecta, Hymenoptera, Apidae.
AGCUGUUUGAUUAUCAUGUGGGUGGCUACCGUCAGCGGGAUACCAUCUUCGUGUUUGUUAGGUUAUAUUCUUUGUGUCAUAUAAACGUGAAACCAGGUCUGUGAAACGUCGCGGUGUUUGUCUCAACAGAACAAAAUGGAUCUUCCCCAGAUCUAGCAACAGAUGCAGAUCUUCGUUAGGACCUUAACAGGGAAAACUAUUACUCUUGAAGUUGAAGCUUCUGACACAAUAGAGAAUGUUAAAGCUAAGAUCCAAGAUAAAGAAGGUAUUCCUCCAGACCAGCAGCGUCUGAUCUUUGCUGGCAAACAACUAGAAGAUGGAAGAACUCUUUCAGAUUAUAACAUCCAGAAAGAGUCCACACUCCAUUUAGUGUUGAGACUUCGCGGAGGAAUGCAGAUCUUUGUAAAAACACUUAUUGAAACCAUUACCUUGGAAGUUGAAGCAUCUGACACAAUAGAGAAUGUUAAGGCUAAAAUUCAGGACAAGGAGGGUAUUCCUUCAGACCAGCAGCAUUUGAUCUUUGCUGGCAAACAACUAAAAGAUGGAAAAACUCUUCCAGAUUAUAACAUCCAAAAGGAGUCUACACUACAUUUGGUUUUAAGACUUCGAUGGGGCAUGCAGAUCUUCGUUAAAACGUUAACAGGAAAAACUAUUACUCUUGAAGUUGAAGCUUCUGAUACAAUAGAGAAUGUGAAAGCUAAGAUCCAAGACAAAGAGGGUAUUCCUCCAGACCAGCAGCGUUUGAUAUUUGCUGGCAAACAAUUAGAAGAUGGAAGAACUCUUUCAGAUUAUAACAUCCAGAAAGAGUCCACACUCCAUUUAGUAUUGAGACUUCGCGGAGGAAUGCAGAUCUUUGUAAAAACACUUACUGGAAAAACCAUUACUUUGGAAGUUGAAGCAUCUGACACAAUUGAGAAUGUGAAAGCUAAGAUACAAGACAAAGAGGGUAUUCCUCCAGACCAGCAGCGUUUGAUAUUUGCUGGCAAACAAUUAGAAGAUGGAAGAACUCUUUCAGAUUAUAACAUCCAGAAAGAGUCCACACUCCAUUUAGUAUUGAGACUUCGCGGAGGAAUGCAGAUCUUUGUAAAAACACUUACUGGUAAAACCAUUACUUUGGAAGUAGAAGCUUCUGACACAAUAGAGAAUGUGAAAGCUAAGAUCCAAGACAAAGAAGGUAUUCCUCCAGACCAGCAGCGUUUGAUCUUUGCUGGCAAACAACUAGAAGAUGGAAGAACUCUUUCAGAUUAUAACAUCCAGAAAGAGUCCACACUCCAUUUAGUGUUGAGACUUCGCGGAGGAAUGCAGAUCUUUGUCAAAACACUUACUGGAAAAACUAUUACCUUGGAAGUUGAAGCAUCUGACACAAUAGAGAAUGUUAAGGCUAAAAUUCAGGACAAAGAGGGUAUUCCUCCAGACCAGCAGCGCUUGAUCUUUGCUGGCAAACAACUAGAAGAUGGAAGAACUCUUUCAGAUUAUAACAUCCAGAAAGAGUCCACACUCCAUUUAGUGUUGAGACUUCGUGGAGGAAGUUCCAAGCUAUUUUAAGAGUGCAAUCUAUCGGAAAUGUUUAGUAAAAUUGGUAGUAUUGAUAGAGUUAUUUUAUUUUACUUUUUUUAUGCUUAUUUCAUAUUUAGCACUGCUUCUAUAAGCUUAUCAAUGUGUAAUAUCAAAAAGGACAAAUUGUAACAAUGCAAUUGCAUAUGUACAUUUACACAUUCUUGUAAUGCAAUGUUGUUCAUUAAAUAUUUACUAAUAUA